AUGACUGUUGCGGGUCCAGCACAAGAGGAAGUGGGACACCCUCUCGAGGCCUGUGCGAUGGCGGCACUCGGUAUAGACCCCUUAGAUACCCAGCCUCUUGCCAAUGCUGUCCUCCUUACACAGGUCAUCCCAGCAUCAAGCUUUGACUUUCCCAGGUUCAAGCAGCUAAGAUUUGAGGAACAGGAAAGCGUUGCAUACAACCACUCGCUUACACAAAAAUGGGACAGUGCAGAGUCAGCGAAGGUCUAUGACUUACUCCGAAGUUGCACGGAAGUCGUAGCCAAAGUAUGUAUACAACCGUACACCCUGAUUAAGCGAGAUGGCAGACGGGGUAAAUCCCCCGUGAACUUUUUAAAGUUACAUUCCGUUUUCAGGGAUCACCCCCUUCCGCCAGCUCGCUUAAUUAGGGUGUACAACAGUGUCCUGACUCCGCAAGCUCGGGUCGUGGUCGUGCGGAGCAUGAUCAGACCGCGAGGUUAUAAGACGCGUGUGGCGCCUCAGGAUUGCGUCACGUUUGUAUGGGUCGAGCUCACGCCGAUGUUCACAUCUGUGAUUCGUACAGCAACCAUGAGUCGUCGUGGUGUUGCCACUUCGAACGUUUGUCGAUUUCCAACACAAUGGAAACACCGCCUUGACAGCCAAGGUCAUCCUGGUCUUUGCGCAAACAUUCUUCUAGCCUGCCGAAUAGUCAUCAAGAUUUCUCCAAGGGCCGGACAAAUUGGCAGGACAGAUCAGGAGCAUAAUAAUAAUGCCAGGACGGAUGGGAUGGGUGAUCAGAUCAUACUUAGUAGCGUCCGCAGCCCGAGCAUAAUCUGCUUCUCCCAUUGGAUAAAACAGCAGUCGCAGGGCUCGGAGGCUAUUCCACAGGGUGUAGAGGAUACCAUCGAAACUUUGAGAGAGGGUCUAGAUGGAUGGAAUAGUCAACAUCGGAACUCGCUCAUCUCUCAUUGCGCAGAACUUUACUAUCAACAGUCGGCGGAGUGGAAGACCGUCCGUGGCCAUUCCUGCAUCGGAAAACCAUCGAAUCUGAGAGGCCUUUAG
Molecule: messenger RNA, 1041 nt
Organism: Pseudocercospora fijiensis CIRAD86
Lineage: Eukaryota; Fungi; Ascomycota; Dothideomycetes; Mycosphaerellales; Mycosphaerellaceae
Exons: 11
Coding region: 1-1041 (346 amino acids)
Source: RefSeq, a predicted model, not a curated record